Molecule: messenger RNA, 1248 nt
Organism: Williopsis jadinii
Lineage: Eukaryota; Fungi; Ascomycota; Saccharomycetes; Phaffomycetales; Wickerhamomycetaceae
Gene: SLX5
Product: SUMO-targeted ubiquitin ligase complex subunit SLX5
Exons: 1
Coding region: 1-1221 (406 amino acids)
Cellular component (GO): SUMO-targeted ubiquitin ligase complex
Molecular function (GO): ubiquitin-protein transferase activity
Source: RefSeq, a predicted model, not a curated record
AUGCCAGAUGUCAUAGACCUUUCGGAAAUCGGCUCGGAUGGCGACGAGUCGCUGAAUCAAGACGACGUUGUUAUCACAGAUGUUCGAGAGGUGCCACCAGAGAGAAGGGCUGCCGGUGGUGGGUUGCGGUCCGCUGGUGUAACGAUCUACCUUCCGGAUGGCCCUCACGUUGUCCCCAGUGUUGUGAGACCACCGGAGCGUGUGUCGUUUGAAGGAGGUGUUGGUGCUCCGAGCCCUGCGAACAACAUCAACCGUACCCCUACGCCUGGUGCGCCUGGUGGUCGACAUGGCCCCGUGAUGGGGAGAGCUGAAGAGCCGAGAUGGAGAAUCUACUUACGAACAGGGAGACGUGCGUCCACGAGGGCCAACCGCAGCAUGAACCGUAGAGGCAGAGGCAGUGGCGACCCUGAGUCGUCGAGCGCACCGGACAGGUGGUAUCAUAUUGUGCCUGAUUCAGUGGACAGACACGGUAGGGAUGGCGAAUACAACAUCCCGUUUGACAUCGUCGGCUCACAUCGUCACGAGAGGCGUUUUUGGCAAGACACUAUGGGCUAUGCUUUUGACGAGGACGGCGAGCAGGGUGACGUGGAUGGUGAAUAUCACAUUCGGCCUCGUCGAGGCUAUAAUACGCCCGGCAUAUGGAAUCUACCCUUUGGUCCUAAUAGAAACGACGACGUGCCACAGGAGCUGAUGGACAUGAUCCAUCAACGAGAAGAAGCUCACUUUGACAGGGUGAGACAGGCAAACCUGAACAGCACUCAGAGCUACCAGCAGGCGAUAGAGGACCGUAUAAAAAGCAUACGAGAGCCCUACACUACGAGGAUCGAACCUGAGGAGGAAUACGUGUGCUGUCUCUGCGCAGUGACCUUGGGAGAAGGCCUGCCCUCGGAGUUCAUCGGUAACAAGGAGAAGAGACCGUUGGUUGCACUACAAGAGGUGGACGACGUUAGAGCGCCCUUCAAGGCGAUGAACCUCGUCACAGACGCAGACAGAGACCUCUCAAAGAGGAUCUUCAUCGCCAAGUGUGGACACACGUACUGUGGCCGUUGUGUCAAUAGCAUAUCUCGAGUGCGUGCCACCUUGAAGACGAUGAAACGGAAGUUCAAGAGGACCGAUAAUGACAUUGACAACCCCUUCAUCUGCGCCCCUGGGAAAUGCGUUGCGCCAGACUGCUCCAAGGCAAUCACCGGCAAGACAGCAUUCAUCGAGAUGUUCCUAUAGCGUCCGUCCAAUUAAUACAUUUAGACC